AUGGCAAGUAACCCCCCAUCAUCUGGUUCACAGUGGCCACAUCCUGUAUCUGUAUCUAUGGCUCCUCAGAGUUUUAUUCCUCCCUAUCCGAUGCAAGUACCGAUGCAAUUCCGUCCUGCAGGACCGACACCACAAGGACAACAAUAUAUUCCUCCACAAGGUACUCAGCAAUUUCAUCCGGCUGGACAAUCACAAAAUCUUGUCCUGGCUCAGGGUCAAAAUCAACCACCUCAGUUUUCUCAGCCUGUGCAACAAUUUAUGCCACGACCCACACAGCCCGGCCAUUCUGUACAUCCUCAAUCAAGUAUGCCUAUGACAACAGGUGUUCCACAGCCUCAACCCACUGGCCCGAGUCCGGGAGUUUCAUUUUCAUCAUCAUAUACUUAUGCCCCAUCUUCAUUUGGCUUGCAACAGAGUAGCAUCAACAUGCCUUCUCAAUUCCAGCAUUCACCUCAGAUCUCUACACCUCUUGCUCCCACUGGGACACAAUCUUGGUUACACUCAGGUCAGAGUACACCAGUUGUGGCACCAUUGCAGCAAGCAUUUACUUCUAGUGCAACUGUACCCGUUGUUAAUGGUUCUAGUGCUGUGCAGACUGCUGCUGAUUGGCAAGAAUAUGAGGCUACUGAUGGAAGAAGAUACUAUUACAAUAAGAUUACAAAGCAGUCCAGUUGGGAGAAGCCUGCUGAGUUGAUGACUCCAUUGGAGAGAGUAAACGCAUCCUCGGUUUGGAAAGAAUUCACUACGCCGGAGGGAAAAAAGUAUUACUACAACAAGGAGACGAAGCAAUCUAAAUGGACAAUACCAGAUGAGCUGAAGUUGGCUCGUGAGCAGGCUGAAAAGGCUGCUGCUGGUGGAGGUCAAUCAUUAAUGACUGUUAAUGUGCCAACCGCUGCUAGUGGCACCACUUCUGAACAGCCAUCUGUUACAAUUUCUGAACCUGCUGCUGUGCCUGCAUUACAGAAUGCUACACCAGGUGCAUUUGAGCUGUCUGUGGAAGUAAGAGUGGCUUCCUCCUCUUCUGAAGUUCCUGGAAGUUCUGGUGUUCCAGCUAAAUCACCAAGCACUAUUUCAACGGCAAUGGCUAGCACGGACCAUCCAUCGUCCCAUGCGGGAGUUAGUCCUUCGGUUGCAGCUUCUAUCCAGGAUACUGAGGAUGAAAAUAAAGGAACAAGCCUUGGUGGAAAACCAAAUGUUACACCAGCAGAAGAGAAAGCGAUAGAUGAUGAAACCGUAGUAUAUGCUACCAAGCAGGAAGCCAAAAGUGCAUUCAAAGCAUUAUUAGAGUCUUCAAAUGUUGAGGCUGAUUGGACUUGGGACCAGGCUAUGAGAGUGAUAAUUAAUGACAAAAGAUAUGGUGCUCUGAAAACCCUUGGUGAACGAAAGCAAGCUUUCAAUGAGUAUUUGAUGCAACGGAAAAAAGUGGAAGCUGAGGAGAGACGUCUGAGGCAGAGAAAAGCAAAGGAGGAUUUUAUGCAGAUGCUAGAAGAAUCUGAAGAACUCACAUCAUCCACAAGAUGGAGCAAAGCAAUUACAAUGUUUGAAGACGAUAGACGGUUCAAAGCUGUUGAGUUGGAAACAGAUCGCGAGGAUCUCUUUAGAAACCAUAUAGUGGACCUGCAUAAAAAGGAGAAGGCAAAGGCUCAAGAGGAGUACCGGCGGAAUAGGCAGGAAUUUAGGCAAUUUCUUGAAUCAUGUUCAUUUAUCAAGGUGGACAGCCAAUGGCGUAAGAUUCAGGAUCAACUGGAAGAUGACGAAAGAUGCACGCGCCUUGAUAAAAUAGAUCGGCUGGAUAUUUUUCAGGAUUAUAUCCGUGACUUGGAGAAGGAGGAGGAUGAGCUGAAGAAGAGGCAAAAGGAACAAUUGAGACGCACUGAGCGAAAAAAUCGCGAUGCAUUUCGCAAGAUGAUGGAAGAGCACAUUGCUGAUGGCACUCUUACUGCUAAAACCCAUUGGCGCGAUUAUUGCCAGAAAGUCAAGGACACUGAUGCAUAUGAGGCUGUUGCCUCAAAUAUUUCUGGUUCCACCCCUAAAGAUUUGUUUGAGGAUGUUGCAGAAGAAUUGGAGAAAAAGUACGACGAAGACAAAGCACACAUAAAGGAUGCUUUGAAGCAGGAAAAGAUUACAGUUGCACCAACGUGGAACUUUGAAGACUUCAAGUCUUCAAUUGAAGAGAUCGUUGGCAGCCUCUCGAUAUCUGAUAUCAAUUUGCAGCUUGUAUAUGAGGAUCUAAUUGAUCGUGCUAAAGAGAAACAAGAGAAAGAGGCGAAGAAGCGUAAACGUCUGGCCAAGGAUUUCACUGAUAAACUGAGCACCAUUAAGGAAAUAACUGUUAUGUCUACUUGGGAUGAAUGCAAAGAACUUGUGGAGGAUAGUUCAGAGUACAGGUCCUUAGGAGAUGAAAGCUUGUGCAGGGAGAUAUUUGAUGAAUAUAUAUCUCGCUUACAAGAGAAAGCAAAGGAAAAGGAUCGCAAGCGGGAGGAUGAAAAGGCCAAAAAGGAGAAAGAGCGAGAGGAAAAAGAAAAGAGAAAGGACAAAGAUAGAAGAGAGAAAGAGAAGGACAGAGACAGGGACUGGGACCGUGAGAGGGAGAAGAAAGAUGGUUCAAGAAAGGUCGAAGAUGUCGAUAAUACGGAUAAUUUGGAAAGUUAUGGCCACAAAGACGAGAAAAGAAGGGAAAAGGACCGAGACAGAAAACAUAGGAAGCGCCGUCAGAGCUCGGUUGAUGAUGCGAGUUCUGACAGAGAUGACAAAGAGGAGACCAAAAAGUCCAGACGACAUGGCAGUGACCGUAAAAAGUCAAGAAAGCAUGUAUGUUCUCCUGAAUCAGAUAGCGACAGUAAGCACAAACGACACAAAAGGGACCACCGAAAAAGUGGUGGUCAUGAGGAGCUCGAAGAUGGUGAGCUUGGUGAAGAUGGUGAGAUCCAAUAG
This is a messenger RNA of Striga hermonthica, 2934 nucleotides long. NCBI's taxonomy places the organism in Eukaryota, Viridiplantae, Streptophyta, Magnoliopsida, Lamiales, Orobanchaceae. The record is from the annotation of a GenBank genome assembly.